ACACAUUUUUCUCUCUCCUCCAUUUCUUCACCUUCCGCUAUCCUGUCAGAAGGCCAUCUAUCUCCAUCACCCUUAACCUUUCACCCCCCUAACUUUUAUUAUUAUUUUCUUUAUUUUGAAAGUUCCUCUCUUCCAACUUUAGAAAGCAAUAUUCAUAAACUCAUAAAGUAUAGUCUUUCUCUUCUAUCAAAUUAAAAUUUCAAAUUCCCCAACUCAUCAUCAUAAAUCAUAAUAACCCCCCCUCUCUCCCUCCCUCUAACACCUCCCUCCUCUCUCUCUCCAUUGACCAAAAAAUGUUCAUAAAAAAACCUCCAUUACUCUUCACCUUACUCUUGUUUUUCCUCUUCCUCUCUCUCUCCUCCGCUACCCAAAAAUUCCGUGAAGCUCCACAAUUUUACAACUCCCCAGACUGUCCUAAACUUGAUCAAAAUGAAUCCGACUCCGAAUCCGACUCCGACUCUGAAUCAAAUCUUUUAUGUUCAGAUCAAGCUGUUCAUGUUGCUAUGACAUUAGACCUUACUUACAUCCGUGGUUCAAUGGCUGCAAUCUUAUCCGUUUUACAACACUCAGCUUGUCCAGAAAAUAUAUUCUUCCAUUUUAUCAUCUCAUCUACAUCAAACUCUUCUGAGUUACACUCAACUAUAAUCUCAUCUUUUCCUUACCUUCACAAACACUUUGAACUGUAUCCAUUUGACGAUUCAUCUGUUGCUGCUUUAAUCUCAACUUCUAUUCGUUCUGCUCUUGAUUGUCCUCUUAAUUACGCACGAUCUUAUCUAGCUAAUCUUCUUCCUUUAUGCGUAUCUCGUGUUGUUUAUCUUGAUUCUGAUGUUGUUAUUGUUAAUGAUAUUUUCACUCUUUACAACUUUAAUCUUCAAGAUGAUAAAGUAUUGGCUGCACCUGAGUAUUGUAAUGCUAAUUUUACAGCUUAUUUUACUUCAACAUUUUGGUCUAAUCCAUCUUUGUCCGUAACUUUUGCGGACAGACACGCGUGUUAUUUUAACACGGGUGUUAUGGUUAUUGAUUUAAAUCGUUGGCGUGCGGGUGAUUAUACUCGUCGGAUCGAAGAAUGGAUGGAACUACAAAAACAAAUGCGAAUCUACCUAUUAGGGUCCUUACCACCGUUUCUACUGGUGUUCGCUGGGAAUAUUGUCCCAGUAGAUCACCGGUGGAAUCAACAUGGUCUUGGUGGAGAUAAUUUCCGUGGGCUUUGUCGGGAUCUUCAUCCGGGCCCAGUUAGCCUCUUACAUUGGAGUGGAAAAGGGAAGCCGUGGGCCCGACUUGACGCCAAUCGGCCAUGUCCUCUUGAUGCUUUGUGGGCCCCUUAUGACCUCCUACAAACUCCCUCUCUUGGACUUGACUAAUCUAUCCUCGGAUCCUGCCGACAAUUUAUUUUCACUAUACAACGGGCCGGGUACGUCGGGUCGGGUCAGAUCUGAUGAUGUGUAUCAGUGUAUGUUCUCUGUAAUUGUGCUUUUUCUUUUCUUUUAAGAUACUAGAUUAGUAGUGCACUACUAUACUAUAUGGGGUUUGUUAAACAUCGCCUCGAAAAUACUUAAAAUCGUCCGAAUCCUACUGUGUAAGUCUAUAUACUAUAUCUGUGUCAAAUGUCAAUGAGCGGGAAAAUUAAUUAGGGUAGAUAAUACGGUCUACAAACUUCUUUUUAGUAGCGGGCCGAGUAGUGAUUAUAGAUUUUGUACCGAUAAUAAAUCUUCGAUGUGAAGAUCUAUCAUAUGCUUUAUUCUUGACAUAUACGGAAUAAACUUGUACAAAAAGUCAUUUUGUUUUAGUAAAGAAUAAAGAUUAAGGAAAGUUAUGAAUCCUA
Messenger RNA from Beta vulgaris subsp. vulgaris (sugar beet), 1822 nucleotides. Its product is annotated as probable galacturonosyltransferase-like 1. Gene Ontology annotation, cellular component: Golgi apparatus. The record is from RefSeq and is a predicted model, not a curated record. Gene Ontology annotation, molecular function: glycosyltransferase activity. Lineage: Eukaryota; Viridiplantae; Streptophyta; Magnoliopsida; Caryophyllales; Amaranthaceae. The coding region runs from base 294 to 1361 and encodes 355 amino acids. The transcript has a single exon.